CUCGUUUUCUUCUUCUGUUUGCGAGAAGCCAAGAGCUUCGAAAAUAAAGAUUGAAAAGCCUUGUUUGAAGGCGUGUAAAGAUUCAAUUUCUGCAGUAUUUCAACCAAGUAACCUUAGCCAAGGAGUGGAUUCCACGCAAGCAGACCGACUCUUCAUGUUGGUAGCUCAAAGGGCGAAUUUCUCGUCGGUAAAUUGACCACCUUUUGAACAGGCCUCGUUUGAUUUGUAGACCAACACAGCAUCGAGCCGCUUUCAUCAAGUUUCUAUAGAAUUCUUGGUUCGCUGGUCGACCUCAGUCUACAAGUCAAACGUACUCGAAGCUAGUCUCUGGUCAGAAUCUCGCAUUCAAAGCUAUAAAUUGAAAUCAGCUGUGUAUUGUUCUGGUUUGUCAUUAUACUAGCUGUACGACUGUCCUCGGUAGUUCGUGGACUUGAACUGUUUGCAAAGAAGAAAACAUUUGCAAGUUUUGGUAACUAGAUAAGAAUUUGACAGUCAUCACGUUUAUCAUACUGUAGUUCAAAGUAUAAGGACUAGACUUUGGAGGGACAAAUUUCACUCGAUCCAUCUUGUCAGGACCUGUUCUGUUGUCCAAGAGAGCGCUCCCCAACUUCAGUAGUGUUUCUGUGAUUUAUUUAAGGUAUAAUUGCUCAGAUUAUGGACGAUCAGACUAGAACAGAAGAGAAAAUGUCUCUUCAUUCGCAUGAUUCAAUGGAUUUUAGUGCGAAAGCAGACUUCUCAGACAUUUCAAUUGCGGACCUUACUAAGCUUAUGAAAUGCCGAGGGGUGGAGGCGAGAGAACAUUUAUUGAGCAUGGGCGGUUUACAUACACUGGUAAGAAAACUUCAUACAUCUACCGAGAAAGGAAUAACUGGAUUCCCUGAGGAUAUUGAACAUAGAAAGACGGUAUUUGGCUCGAAUGUGAUACCCGCCAAACCACCUAAAACCUUUUUUGAGUUCCUAGUAGAUGCCUUCAAAGACACGAUCCUUGUUAUUCUUACGAUCGCCGCUGUAGUUUCUUUGUUGUUAGGAAUAUUUGCGCCAGAACACUGUGGAGGUGCRGAAGAUAACACCGGCUGGAUUGAUGGCUUUGCUAUCAUUGUUGCAGUUUUUAUCGUGGCUUUUGUCACCGCCAUCAAUGACUACCAGAAAGAACAACAGUUCCGUGGCUUGCAGAGCAAGAUUGAGGGGGAACAUAAGUUUACAGUGAUUAGAAAUGGAGAGCCUUCAGAAAUCCUCAAUUCAGAAAUCGUGGUAGGUGAUUUAUGCCAAGUUAAGUAUGGCGAUUUAUUGCCUGCUGAUGGUGUUGUUGUYCAGUGRAAUGACAUCAAGGUGGAUGAGAGCUCGCUGACUGGAGAAUCUGACAUGGUCAAAAAGGGUGACAAAGACCCCCUCUUCCUGGCAGGUACCCAUAUCAUGGAAGGAAGUGGUAAAAUGAUUGUCUCUGCCGUUGGUUUAAAUUCCCAGUCUGGAAUAAUUUUCUCCUUGCUUGGAGCAACUGCUAUUGAUCAUAAGGAUCCAAAUGUAGUUGAUGCACCCCCKCAGUCACCAGCAAUCAAAAAUGCCACUGGAAGCGCUGACUUUGAAGACAUCAAUUUAGAUGAUGAGGGUGAAUCAUCAGCUGAGAAUGGAAAGAAAAAAGAAGAAAAACAAGAAAAGUCAGUUUUGCAGUCCAAACUGACAAAACUUGCCGUCACGAUUGGCUGGUUUGGUGUAGCGGCUGCUCUUUUGACUAUCGUAGUAAUGGUAUUGCAGUUCAGUAUACGUACAUAUCAUGUUGAAGGCAAAAGCUGGGAUAAUACUCAUUUGAAUGCCUACGUAAGAGCAUUUAUUACAGGUCUUACUGUUCUGGUGGUAGCAGUCCCUGAAGGACUCCCUCUCGCAGUGACUAUAUCUUUAGCAUAUUCAGUAAAGAAGAUGUUGGACGACAAUAACUUAGUCAGGCAUUUAGAUGCGUGCGAGACCAUGGGCAAUGCAACAGCAAUAUGCUCUGACAAAACUGGAACUCUUACUACAAAUAGAAUGACGGUAGUUCAAGUUUUCCUUGGUGACACCCACUACAAGAGUAUUCCAAGAGCAAGUGACUUAACCCCUGAACUUGUUAAUAUCCUGUGUAAAGGAAUAGCUUUAAACAGCAGUUAUGCAAGCAAUAUUGUGCCUCCACAGGAAAGCAAAAAUGAAAGGCUUCCAACACAAGUUGGUAACAAGACAGAAUGUGCAUUGUUYGGUCUUGUGCUGGAAUUGGGAGAAACRUACCAAGACUUCAGAGAUGUCAAUCCAGAAUCUACCUUUGUUAAGGUUUUCACUUUCAACUCUGCAAGAAAGUCUAUGUCAACAGUCAUUCCUCUAGAGGGUGGUGGGUUUAGAUUGUUUACCAAGGGAGCCUCUGAGAUGGUACUUCGYCUUUGCACACAAAUUCUGGAUGCAAAGGGUGAACCUCAAGGCUUUGGCAAAGAAGAUCGUGAUAACUUAGCCAACAAYGUCAUUGAACCAAUGGCUUCUUAUGGUUUGAGGACCAUUUGUCUUGCAUACAGAGACUUUCAUCCUGAACCAGGCCAAGACAUUGACUGGGAUGAUGAACCUACCAUUCUUUCAAACUUGACAUGCAUUGCAAUAUCUGGUAUUGAGGAUCCAGUUAGAGAUGAGGUUCCUGACGCCAUCUUGAAGUGUCAGAGAGCUGGCAUUGUGGUWCGCAUGGUGACUGGUGACAAUGUCAACACUGCAAGAUCAAUUGCGAGUAAAUGUGGCAUUCUUCAACCUGACAAAGAUUUCCUUGUUCUUGAUGGUAAACAGUUUAACYUGCUGAUUAGAGAUAAAUCAGGCAAUGUAAACCAGAAGAAGUUUGAUGAAAUAUGGCCUAAACUACGAGUCCUUGCUCGAUCUUCUCCUCAAGACAAGUAUGUUCUUGUGAAGGGAAUCAUCGACAGCAAGCUUAAUCCAGCAAGAGAAAUAGUAGCUGUGACAGGAGAUGGAACUAAUGAUGGACCGGCACUCAAGAAAGCUGAUGUGGGAUUUGCAAUGGGAAUUGCUGGAACAGARGUAGCCAAGGAAGCAUCUGACAUCAUCCUAACAGAUGACAAUUUCCGUAGUAUUGUUAAAGCUGUWAUGUGGGGAAGGAAUGUGUAUGAUAGCAUCUCGAAAUUCUUGCAGUUCCAACUGACAGUCAACUUGGUAGCCAUAACUAUUGCCUUUAUUGGUGCUUGCACAGUUGAGGUCAGUCCGCUAACAGGAACACAGCUUCUAUGGGUUAAUCUUAUCAUGGACUCCUUUGCAUCAUUGGCCUUGGCAACCGAGCCACCCACUGAAGACCUUUUGACAAGAAAGCCCUAUGGUCGCAACAAACCAUUGAUAUCCAGAACCAUGAUUCGUAACAUCCUUGGUCACGCUGUCUACCAACUAAUAGUCUUGUUCGUUCUUGUAUUCAAAGGUCAUGAUUUUUUUGAUAUUGAAUUUGGUUUUGAACCGUCAACACGCUGCAAACCUACCAGCCAUUCUGCCAUUAUCUUUAAUACGUUUGUCAUGAUGCAGCUAUUCAAUGAAAUCAAUUCACGUAUGGUACAUGGAGAGAGAAAUGUCUUCAAGGGAAUCUUUAGAAACCCUAUAUUCGUCGGUAUCUUUGUUGGUACAUUUAUUGUUCAGAUCUUAAUUAUGCAGUUCACUGGUAAGGCCUUCCACGUGACUGGACUCAACUGGGAAGAAUGGAUGUGGACAGUCUUCUUGGGAUUUAGUUCGUUGAUAUGGGGUCAACUUGUUCUUACCAUUCCCAAGAAUUCCUUCCCUAAAUUGUGUCGGUUUGGAAGAGGUGGUGUUCCUUUGGAGCCAAUCAUUGAGCCUGAUGGUGGAAAAGACAGUCGUGCCAGGUUGCUAUGGAUACGUGGUCUCACCAGACUUCAGCAUCAGAUAAGGGUUGUGAACGCCUUCCGUAGCGUAAUCGAUGGUCGAAGCCAAAGAGCUAUUGCUUCACCGGCUGUGUUCAAUUCCCUUCUUGCUCCAGUACGUACUGCAAUGGUGAUCGACGAAAACCAGUACUCACUAGACAGGUAGUGUGACGCGGGUAUGACGCAAGAGGAUACAAGAUUGGUGGUAACUAUGACAACAGUGGAUUAAGUUUAACCUAGUGGGGCGUGGCCAGACAAUUCUUUUYAAAUCUUUAGGUAGAGAUGCACAAGUUUUUUGACCUUGUGAAUCUUGUACUAAUAUAUUCCACAUAAACAACUCAUAUCGUCCACUGAUGAAUGAUAUCGAUUUUAAAUCGUUAUUUUCAUUCUCGUGACCACUAAUUCCACGAGGUCGUACCGACUAGUCCUCGGCGGUGGUCGAUCCAGGGCAUACUCCUUUCUGCUCUUUACCAUAUGGGAGAAUGCGUUAUCAGGAUCCCUGCAUGCAGUUCGAAUAUGUUGCCUUUCCGGAAUUCAUUGGUGAUGUGUACGCUGUUCCCAUUCUCUGAUAUUUUUUUCGAGGUUUUAACGCUGAUAACACUUCGAUUCUUUGUCUGAUUACUCUAAACUCAUCAACUAUACUAAUUUUAGUAUGCUCUUUCUUAACUUACACGUAGACUUUGACUCGGCAACCGUCAUUAUGAUUUCUGGAAAGGCCAAAAACGACCGAAUGCGUACGAGAUGUACUUACGAGAACUUGUCGAUUAUGAGGAGAUUAAUUUUCUUGAUUUGCAGCCAUUUCCUAGAAAGUCAAUUCAACAAAGAAACAACGGGCAUGUUAUGGGUAUGAAAACAAGAAAAACCACGACUCACGGUAMUUUWUGUUAAGCUUUGUUUACUCUCURGGGAAAUGGUUUCAAAACAAGACUUACAGUGAAUACGUUUUCCCGAUAUCUGUGAUGCCGUUGCUUAUAUACACGUUUUCUGUACAGCAUUUAUAUUCUUCAAUUAUCAAGGGGUGUUUUAUUUUUGUAUAAGAAGACUGGCUCUUAAAAUCCGUACAACUACAUUAACAAAUUKAUAACAAACCAAAAUGCAUGAGACAGACUGAGAAGGCAUGCGUAUUUUAAACCCAUAAGGACUCCUUUGUCCGGUACCCAGCGCCAUCUUGAAAAGUAGCCAUAGUUUCUCUUGCAUUGAAGAAGAUAUUAAGAAGGUUGAGUAUGCAAUGAUAGACACAUGUAAAUAAUUGUUCUAAAAUGUCAUCUAUCACUGCAGUGUUUGUUUGGUCAGUUUGAUGCAAGCAAAGGCAAGGGUUACUUUGAAGAUGGCGGCAUAAAGAUAUGGUGUCAUUAUUUUGCAACAAUCAUUCCAGAACAUUUCAAAAACAGAGUUGUCAAGUUUCGGUGUCUAGAUAGGGAAGCAUGUACAAGGACCAAUUUUACUAAUAUACAUCUUUUAAAUAAUAAUUUCCCAUGACAACAUUGUAAGGCAUUGUCGACAUAGAUACCAAUAAUUCCAUCAACUUGUGAAAAUAGACAGUAAUGCUCCAAAUACGAUAUAUAUCUAACGUAUCACAUCACUGCCAAGUUGCAUUUUCGCGAUCUAAUGAUUUUUUUCCACAAUGCACUGCAGGUAUGGUGAAAAGCUCAAUAGACCUUUUUACUAAUAUGGAUACAAUGUUGAAUUAUGGGUCUUCCACGAAAUGAAAUUUGAAUCAUCUUUGCUAGAACGCGAGUAAACGCCCUAUAAAAGCGUCUAGKUUUUAUCCAGAUUUGAUUAAAUGCCGCCGUAUUGAAAGCUUAGCUUGUUGUCGUCUCACUCCACCUAGCGUUUUUGAAGUUUUAAAAAAAUCUUUGUAGAAACAUCCUUGAUUUGUACAAUAUAUACAAUUGACCAAUCCACACAUUUAUUGUUAUAAACCAUAACUAUGUCUUGUUUUACUACAGUUUUUUUACAUUUACGUUAAUUUUCCCGGCGCACAAUUUCACUGCUCUUAUAUAGUCUGGUAAUCUCAUUACUAUUCUUCAUUGAAAAAUGGCCGAUCUGAGACCGAAAGGUAUUGUGGGACACAACCCGUUUCACGAAACAACGAUUUUAUAUAAAAUCAGWUGAAUUUAGUGGAGAUGUUAGUGUUAUAAGCGUUAGUGUUAUAUAUUGUAUCAGAUCUUUCUUCCCUUCUCCCGCAUAAUAAUGUGUAACAACAUACAAACGUUUCCAAAAAUGCACUCUAUUUAAAAGCUCUCGAAAAUCAUACCCAUCAAACUAAGGUGUUUUCUUUCAUAYUACAAGCUCUUUUCUGGCAAAAGUGGAGAGAAUUUCACUGUAUGAAAUCGUUGUUUCAGAUCGCGCAUUCGACAGUCACGCAGGACAUCAAUAACGGCAUAAUAUAGCAAUGCAUAUUGAUGUUACAUAAGAUAUUUAAAAUUCAUACUUAGAUUGUUUCUUAUUACGAUAAAUGAUAUUAAUAAAUUGCUGUCGGCUCGAUACCACAAGUAUCUCGAGAUUAAUAGGCCUAAGCUCUGCUAGGUACGUGUAUUAUUGUAGGUUUUAUUCCAAUUCGCUAUAUAUGGUGUUGUCAAUCCUCGAUGGUAUUUGGGGAUAUAACUUAUGUUCAAAUAAAAGAAGGUGAAAUAUU
Messenger RNA from Exaiptasia diaphana, 6513 nucleotides. Its product is annotated as plasma membrane calcium-transporting ATPase 3. Gene Ontology annotation, cellular component: membrane; intracellular membrane-bounded organelle. Bases 655 to 4041 code for a protein of 1128 amino acids. Gene Ontology annotation, molecular function: ATP binding; P-type calcium transporter activity; ATP hydrolysis activity. The transcript is spliced from 11 exons. The record is from RefSeq and is a predicted model, not a curated record. Gene Ontology annotation, biological process: calcium ion transmembrane transport; regulation of cytosolic calcium ion concentration. Lineage: Eukaryota; Metazoa; Cnidaria; Anthozoa; Actiniaria; Aiptasiidae.